UCAAAAGUUAAAAAACAAAAUAAUUGUUAAAAACAAACUGACGGAAAUCAUAAACGAUUUGAUGGUUUAAUCAUUCUCAGGAAUAUCAAGAGAGCAAUAAAAACUGGGAGGUGCCUUUGUCAAACUUCAUAAGUGGAUGGAGUAUCCGCUCUGCCAGACUGCACUGCUCAACACUCUUCAUGUUACAGGCUGUUUAUCCUGGGAAGCUGGAUUCAGGAAUCCCCGCUGUGGUACCAAAGUUGUUAUGGAGGAAACUUAUACUAGCUACAUCUGGAAAUCACCCGCAAUGGAGAGCUGGUGGAACACACCUAUGCAUGCAACAUCACGCGCACUCAAAGCUUUGCUGCUUGGUCCCAGGAGGACAGGGAAGAGCUCCACGGGUAACACCCUGUUGGGUCGAGGGCGGGUUUUUGACACGAGAGGAGGAGGGGCCAGUGCAGCAGCUGGUGCUGUCACUGCUGGACGCCAUUUGACCGUGGUGGAUGCACAGGGCUGGGGAACAUCUGAGGACUUUGUUCCCAAAGAGGAGAAAAUUGAACUCCUGAGAGCAUUAUCGCUGUGUGGAACUGAGGGGCCUCAUGUGGUUCUGUUAGUGAUUCCUCUUAUGGACUUUACCGAGUCUGAGAGGAAAGCAGUAGAGAGAAGGAUGGAAAUCUUCACCUCUGCUGUCUGGAGACACACGAUGGUGUUGUUCACUUUUGGAGACUUGCUAAAAGAAAAAGGCUGCAGUGUACAGGAGCACAUCCAAACAGGUGGCCCUGCUCUGAAGUGGCUGAUGGAGAAAUGUCACUAUCGAUACCAUGUGCUGGAUAACAAGGCAGCUGUUAAUUGCACGCAGGGGGGACUAAAGCAGGAGGUGAACAGAAGUGGAAGGAGACAGGAAUGGACUUGGCUGAAGAAAACUGACAAAGAAGCACGAGGGGUGAGCACCGGAGGCGAGCUGGAUAGGAGACGAGAAGGAGAGCAGCAGCAAGUGAGAGAGCUGCUGAGCAAAGUGGAGGAUAUGCUGGAGGAGAACGGAGGGUGGCACUUCUCCUUUCACAUGUACCAAAGGCUGGAGGAGGAAUGGAAACGCAGAGAGCAGCAGCUGAGAGCUUUGCUCGAGGCACAGACAGAAGUGGGAAGUGCGAGGAGAAAACAAAAGACGGCAGAGACAAAGGCAGAAGUGGAGCCAGAACAACAGCCGAGUUUGGAGGCUGAAGAGCAGGAACAAAGCCGAAAGAAAGAGCUAGAGAACAAGGAGGGAUGUGUGCAGAGGGAGAUAAACACAGGGGAAGAGAGAGAAGAGGGAGUCGAGGUGGAGCUGAUGAGACUGAGCAGUGAGGAGGAGAGGUGGGAUACGAGCUCGGAGAGCGGGAGGGAGAGAGAAGAAGAGGAGGAGAGAGAAAAGAUGAGGGGGCAGCUGGAUGAGGAGAACACUGAGGUAAAGACUGGAACAGUGACUUCAUGUUGGCCCAGUGGGGGUCCAAGGUUAGUUUUAAAGCCAAUCAGGAGGCUGGCCUAAGGCAGUAAUAACCACCAACUCCAACAACAACAUCUGGUCAUUUACUCUCGUGUGCUGUAACAAAAACUCUUGUCAUGUGAUCACCCAUGAGAAAAUAAACAAGAGAACAAAUCCGGAUCUUCACAGACCUACACGCAGCCACAGGCCGUUUACAAAGACUGCCUUCACAAAGCUGAGCCAACUGGCUUCACAUUUAUAUUUAGUAUAGACAUGAGAGUGGGAAGGAAGUGUAUGUCCCAAAAAAAUGUCAAACUACUCACCGAGUGUAUUUAAAGGACUAAAAUGGUAUCAAGUCAUUAAAUAAAUACUGUUGUUUUGUUUUUUUUCCCAUUUGCAUUGCGUGUCAGUCAUUGGUUCCAUUGGUUAUAACUGCACAUAUACCAGUCUGCUUCUAAAAUCAUCAGGAAUGUGAGACACUGUGUGAUUUCAGUCCUCACUUUUCUAAUUAUGCACAUCUCCAAACUGUUGCAACAGUUCCUAAUUUUAAAAAUAUUUGCAGCACUCUUGCACUCGAGUAAUUAAAAUCCAAUUUCCCUUCUUGGGGUAAACAGACACAAAUAAAGAAACUCUGCUAUCUGGAGAAAAAGUUAGCGGAUGAACUCUGAUAAAGGAGGAUGCUUUCUUAACACCGCUCUCAUUAUUUUCCCCUCUUAUAUUUUUAGAUUUUCAAUUUGUAAAUAAAAUUGAGGCACUGUCACUCCAUUGGAGGUUUUCAGCCUAAGCCGAGGGACGUGUGCUGUGCCACCCAUUUCAUUAAAUCUCAGCAAACUGUCAACUGG
Haplochromis burtoni (Burton's mouthbrooder) is the source of this 2283-nucleotide messenger RNA. RefSeq lists its product as uncharacterized. The record is from RefSeq and is a predicted model, not a curated record. The transcript has 2 exons. Gene Ontology annotation, molecular function: GTP binding. Lineage: Eukaryota; Metazoa; Chordata; Actinopteri; Cichliformes; Cichlidae. The coding region runs from base 137 to 1504 and encodes 455 amino acids.